Metarhizium album ARSEF 1941 is the source of this 1251-nucleotide messenger RNA. RefSeq lists its product as uncharacterized. The coding region runs from base 1 to 1251 and encodes 416 amino acids. The transcript is spliced from 3 exons. NCBI's taxonomy places the organism in Eukaryota, Fungi, Ascomycota, Sordariomycetes, Hypocreales, Clavicipitaceae. The record is from RefSeq and is a predicted model, not a curated record.
AUGGCAUUCGACAACUCCGACUCCAAGCUGCCUGGGCUUCCGGGCUAUGAUGCACGCAACUUGCAGCCUUGGACUGUGCAGGUGGUUUUAACUGUGACCGUCCUGGCGCUGGUUGCCGUUGGGCUGCGUCUUCUCAGUCGUCGUGUCAAACACCAGCAAUUGUGGCUAGAUGACAAGAUGAUCAUGUUUUCCAUGGGCUGGAACCUGGCAGUUGUCGGCUUCAUUUUUGCCAUGUAUUCAUCCGGUCUGGGGCUCCAUGCAGACAAUGUCGAUGCGGCGGACAUGGUCACGAUGGCCAAGUGGUUGGUUGUGGCCGAGAUACUCUACGCGUGGAAUCUAGGCUGGACCAAGAUGAGCUUGCUGUUGAUGUACUAUCGCAUCUUCCGCACGCCGUACUUCAAGAAGGUGGCAUGGAUCGUCGGAUCUUUUGUCUGGGCCUGGGUCGUUUGCAUCACAUUCUUAUUCGUCUUCAUUUGCGUACCGGUUGAGAAGCUGUGGUAUCCGCAGCUUCCCGGAAGAUGCAUACAUCAAGUCGGCACCUGGAUAUCUAAUGCCGCAUCUACUAUACUCACCGACCUCAUCAUUCUGUUGAUGCCCAUCCCCCAGAUAUGGAGACUUCGGCUGCGAAAAACGGAGAAAAUCGGCCUGACACUUGCGUUUAGCCUCGGUUUCUUUGUCGUGUUCGCGUCAGCCUACCGGACAAGCGUGCUGUUCACGUACACGGCCACAGACCCGACAUACACCCUAGCUCCCACAGUAGGAUGGACUGCCAUCGAAAUGUCAGCAGGCAUCGUGUCGGCAUGCCUCCCUACGCUUCUUCCCAUAGUUCUUUGCUGCGCGCGGGCACUUGGCUUGACACGAACAGCGAGUGUGCCAAGCAGGGAAACCAACGUUCCCCCGACAUUUGGUGGCUCCGGCGGCAAAAAGGUCAAGCUGAAACACGGACCGAAUACAUUGACCAACUUCAGCAUCCGAGGCGAAGAUGAUGACGGCCGUGGAGGCCGGAAGAGCCCCUUUUAUCGUCUGCCGGACAGCGCGGAAUCGGAGAGCGUUAAGUCACACCCCGUGGAUUCGAGCGGUGAAUGCCCAGAGGUGUCAUCGGAGCCGAAUUUGCGCCCAGACACGGAAGGAUAUGGACACUGUGUGAAGAGCUAUACGGCAAACGGCAAUGGAAGCCACGGUGACAACAUCCCACUACAGGGGAUCCGAGUGCAGACAGACUUUCAGAGCUCUACGUCGCGGGAGCGCUGA